Molecule: messenger RNA, 2513 nt
Organism: Seriola dumerili (greater amberjack)
Lineage: Eukaryota; Metazoa; Chordata; Actinopteri; Carangiformes; Carangidae
Gene: ctsc
Product: cathepsin C
Exons: 8
Coding region: 205-1572 (455 amino acids)
Cellular component (GO): lysosome
Molecular function (GO): cysteine-type endopeptidase activity
Source: RefSeq, a predicted model, not a curated record
UUUUUGUCUUCAACGAUUCAUCUUGACAUACGACUCUUUGGUAAAGUUUCAGUUUGCAUAAAUAGCGGGCAGAGGACAGGGUUCAACCGAGGAGCGUUGUUUAACUUGUAGGCUUUUCUUGGUAGACGGGGAUCUGCCUGAGUAGUUCUUUAAGUGUGUGUACAUGAGUGUGUGUGUGUGCAGGUAAGCUAGCUGUGUGUGGAAAUGAGGCUGAGCGGUGUGCUAGUGUGUGUGUUCCUGCUUUGGGUUGAAGGGUCCUGGGGUGACACACCGGCCAACUGCACCUAUGAAGAGCUGGUGGGAACAUGGGUGUUCCAGGUGUCCAAAGGAGGGCACGACAAGACCCUCAACUGCUCCACCGAAGCUAUAGGUGACAGCUCCGUGACUGUGACACUGGAGAAACUGUCUGUAGCCACAGACGAGCUGGGGAACACCGGCUUCUUUACCAUCAUCUACAACCAGGGCUUUGAAGUGGUCAUUAAUGGGUACAAAUGGUUCGCCUUCUUCAAGUAUACUCAGGAGGGCUUCAAGGUGACCAGCUACUGUGACCAGACCCUGCCAGGGUGGGUCCAUGAUGUCCUGGGAAACAACUGGGCCUGUUUUGUAGGGAAGAGAGUGAAAGCAGUACCACCCCGUACAGAUUACAAACCACUUUUCAGCAGCAGGCUGCUGCAGAAACCGUACAAACACAACCUGGAUUUCAUUGAUUCUAUCAACUCGGUUCAGAGUUCCUGGAAGGCUGCUCCCUACCCAGAGCAUGAACAGUACACUCUACAGGAGCUGCACUACAGAGCAGGAGGGCCUGCUUCCCGUAUCCCUAUGCGUGUUCGCCCUAUGGCUGUAAGAGCUGAAGUUGCCAAGAUGGCGGCAGCUCUACCUGAGUACUGGGAUUGGAGAAAUGUUGACGGCGUUGACUUUGUCAGCCCUGUGCGAAACCAAGCAUCAUGUGGUAGCUGCUACUCCUUUGCCUCCAUGGGAAUGCUGGAAUCUCGCAUUCGAAUCGUCACCAACAACAGUGAGACUCCCAUCCUCAGCCCUCAACAAGUGGUCUCCUGCUCUGAAUAUUCUCAAGGUUGUGAUGGUGGCUUCCCAUACCUGAUUGGGAAAUAUGUCCAGGAUUUCGGCGUUGUGGAUGAGUCAUGCUUUCCAUAUGUUGCAAAGAACACUCCGUGUGGCGUCCCUCAAAAUUGCGGCCGCAUGUACGCAGCGGAAUACAACUACGUCGGUGGGUUUUAUGGCGGCUGCAGUGAGACGACCAUGAUGUUGGAACUGGUCAAGAGUGGGCCCAUGGCAGUGGCCUUUGAGGUCUACCCUGACUUCAUGCACUAUAAGGAGGGCAUCUACCACCACACAGGCCUGGCAGACCCCUUCAAUCCCUUCGAGCUGACCAACCAUGCUGUGCUGCUGGUGGGGUACGGCCGCUGCCACAAGACCGGACAGAAGUACUGGAUUGUUAAGAACAGCUGGGGCACCAGCUGGGGCGAGGGCGGCUACUUCAGAAUCCGCCGGGGAAGUGAUGAGUGUGCUAUUGAGAGCAUCGCAGUCGCAGCCAAACCUAUCCCCAAACUGUAAACUCAGGAUGGGAGGAAUGGAGUGUCCUGAUGAGUCUCAAUAGUGCAACUUAGUUUUUUUUCCUUCUGUGUAGCUUAGGUGUUUUCAGUGUGCACUUGCGCGGUUGAAAAUUUAAGCUAAAACGGCUGGAACGGCUGUUGAUUUCAAUAUUCCAUAUGACUACGAAAUAUACUAAAGUGAAAUCCACCCAAAACCAAAGUAGCAAGUUUUGUCACUCAAAAAUUGGACCAAAAACAAGACAUUUAAUUCUGAUCGUCAAAUGCCGAAAUGUUUACUGUAGUGGAUCCAACCAAUGUAACAUGUAAUGAGAGACAAGACAACAUCCAAUUACUAGUAUGGAAAUUGGAUUCCACUUUAGUUAAAAAGAUAAAUAGGGACACACUGUUCAGUUUCUAAAAGUACUGACACAUCCUGAACACCUUGCUGCCUUUAUUUUUUAUUUUUUUUUAGCAGUCACUGAUUAGCUGCCUGUGGAUGAUUUAAUUCAAGCUGUAACUGCCGACACUGACUUGGAAUCAAAAUGGAUUGGUACAUACUUUGACAAAUCACGAUGGGUUGUAAAUUGUAGCUGUAGCAUUUUUUGAAGGGAAUUUGCAACUGAGGAGUCAGCAUUUGUGUUUGUCUGUCAAAUGCAGGACCUUGAUUCUUUGUCUCAGGGAAGCACUUUGGAGAAUUGAAGUAUCUUCUGUCCUUGCAUCAAAAUUGAAACCGUGACUGCCAUGUUCCUCUGUGGGGUAAAUUUGUUUCCCAAUUGAGCAUUUAAUAGGGAUUAUUUAAUGGAUGUAAGGGAUGACUGUAGUGCCUUUAUUCUGCCUCCCAUUUACCCCUAUGUUUUUAUGUAAGCAUUUGUUCUACAUUAUAUUGUGAGAUGUUUUUUUUUUUUUGUUUUUUUUGUUUUUUUUGUUUUUUAAAUCUGAUGGAAUAAAAGCAUUUCAAGAUCA